AUGAAGUCCACACUGUAUUUCCUCAUCGUGCUGCUGCAGCUUGCUAUGCAGUUAGCAGUGGCCAACCCAGCUGCACACCCAGAGCCCGGCUCUCCCCAUCUGGAAGAGAGACAGGUGACCUCUCCGCUUCCGACCAGCUUGCCUGGACGGACUACCGCCGCUGCGACGACUGUCCCUGCCUCCACCCGCACAUCCAGCUCGCCUGGCGCGACUAGCACCGAGUCUGGGGCCUCCACUACACCUGGCACGGCCUCCAUCACAUCUGGCACGGCGUCCACCAUAUCUGGCACGACCGGCACUUCUGGCACGACCGGCACUUCUUCCCGGACAUCCAACACAUCUGGAACUGGCCCGACUAGCACCCCGACCUCUAUCCCUCAAGUCCCCUCUGGCCCACCUACUAUUGUGGUCAAUGUUGCUAUCGCCAUCGCCAUCUCAGGUGGCAGCGGAAAGGAUGCAGCCGCCGCAGCAGCGAAAGCCGCCGCCUCUGGAGGAGGACCGAAUGCCCAAGCCGCCGCCGUUGCCGCUGCUGCCGCUGCGGCCGGUGGAGGUAGUGCGACGGAUGUGUCUGUGGUUGCCGCUGCCGCCGCCGCCGCCGCCUCGGGUGGUAACGGAGGGGACGUCGCUGAUGCAGCCGCCGCUGCCAACAGCGCCGCUGGUGGAGGCGGUGAUGAUGCUGCUGCUGCUGCUGCCGCCGCCGCUGCCUCCGCUGGUGCGAGUGGAUGGAACGUUGCCGCCGUUGCUGCCGGGGCCGCCGCCGCAGCUUCAGGUGCCAGCGGAGCGGACACCGCCUCCGCUGUUGCUGCCGCCGCCGUCACGUCCUGCGGCGGGGGUGUUGCCGCUGCGGCCGCCGCAGCCGCCGCCUCCGCUGGGGGCAAUGGCACGGACGUCGCCGUCGUUGCGGCCGCCGCGGCCGCCGCAUCCGCUGGGGGAGAUGGCCAGGCAGUCGCCGACGCUUGCGCUGCGGUCGCCUCCGCCGCCGGUGGAGGAAGUGCUGCUGCCGCUGCUGCCGCCGCCGCCGCCUCCGAUGGGGCUAAUGGAUCGAAUGCCGCCGCCGCUGCCGCUGCCGCCGUCGCUUCCGCCUCGGGUGCCAAUGGCGAUAUCACCGCCGCGGUUGCCGUCGCUGUCGCCGCUGCCGGUGGUGGUGGGUGGAAUGGCGCCGCGACUGCUGCUACCAAGGCUGCCGACGCUGGCGAUACUGGAACCGAGGUUGCCGACGCGAUUGCCUCUGCCCCGAAUACUGAAGGCAUUGGCAAUGGUACUGCAACCGGCGGUUCCGGCACUGGAAGUGGCACCAACAGCACUGGAUCCGGCAGCACCAGCACUGUAACCGGCGGUGGAUCUGGUAGCACCAGUACUGGAAGCUCUGCUAAACGAUUCUGGGAUUACACGGAUUCGCGUCGUGCCCGCGACUUCGUUGCCAGGGCUUAA
Messenger RNA from Aspergillus brunneoviolaceus CBS 621.78, 1431 nucleotides. RefSeq lists its product as uncharacterized. The coding region runs from base 1 to 1431 and encodes 476 amino acids. NCBI's taxonomy places the organism in Eukaryota, Fungi, Ascomycota, Eurotiomycetes, Eurotiales, Aspergillaceae. The transcript has a single exon. The record is from RefSeq and is a predicted model, not a curated record.